Esox lucius (northern pike) is the source of this 5093-nucleotide messenger RNA. RefSeq names its product TAF4A RNA polymerase II, TATA box binding protein (TBP)-associated factor (gene taf4). Gene Ontology annotation, biological process: DNA-templated transcription; transcription initiation at RNA polymerase II promoter. The record is from RefSeq and is a predicted model, not a curated record. The transcript has 15 exons. NCBI's taxonomy places the organism in Eukaryota, Metazoa, Chordata, Actinopteri, Esociformes, Esocidae. Gene Ontology annotation, molecular function: DNA binding; protein heterodimerization activity; RNA polymerase II general transcription initiation factor activity. Gene Ontology annotation, cellular component: transcription factor TFIID complex. The coding region runs from base 675 to 3299 and encodes 874 amino acids.
UGAAAUACGUUUGGUUACAAUAUGAAUGAAAAUACGCAAAAAUACAGCAUCUGGUAUCGCGUUGAAUUUUCCCCACUAGCUCUCUGUACUUCGGGUUGUUUCAGCCCGUACAUCCUCCGUAAUGACAGUCGGAGCCAUUUGUCCCGCCCUUUAUCAUCGGGAAACGACCAAUCACCGCACUGAGGAAUCCCUGUGGGGUGACGUUCCAAGUACUAUGGGCAUGCGCACGUCACUUUUCGAGCUCCAUAGCUCGUAGCUGUGUGAAGAUGGCGGAAGGCUCCGAUCUUCUCGAUGAGGUUUUCUUUAACACUGAGGUGGACGAGGAAGUAGUUAGUAAUCUUGUGGGGUCUCUUGAGUCCGAGCUUUCGGGCUGGGUUCACGGGAACCCUUGGGUAAGGUGUCAGACAGUCGUUAAACACAGUUCCGGGACAGGGGGUAAUUCUAAUGUCCAGCAGAGCAAACGGGGACUUGCUCAAGGGGUUGCAAAAGCAGGUAUGCUGUGUUAACGUUGUUUUGCGUUUUGUUUCGAAGUGUAAACGAAAGCAAGCGCUAGUUUAUCUUGAGAGUACCUACUAAGUAUUGUUUCGCCCCGUUCUGUCACGCUUAUUUCCGCUCCAUAAUGGACUGGAGUGCAAUGGGGUGUGAUUAGUAAUACGAGGUCCCAGAGUUCAGCUAUGGAUGCCUCAUCGGCUGAGUCGGACUCUUCGGCCGGGCACGGCCAAAGCAAUACAGUUGCGGUCAGUGCCAAUAUAAUAGCUCCACUCCCAAACCACGGGGGAAAAGUAGGCACUUCCGCACCUCAAACUUUAAAUGGAGGGAAUAUAAUGAACUUUCACAAUUCAGGAAGCGCAGUUUCCCUCACGGGUUCACUGUCCAGUAGUUGCACGAGUAGCGGCAGUACCUCGAUUGCUGUCACAGUUGUCAACAAUGGGCCGGGGUUGUCAAAUGAACAUUCGAGUGCAGAAAUGUCAACCUCGUCGAACACUGUAAUUCAGACAUCUUUCGUUAACUCUCGUAAUGUUGUCACCACGUCCCAGGCUGCGAGUCUGGCCACUGGACCGACUGUAACACUCGUGAGGCCGUCUAUGCAAACUGCGGGAGCGGGUACGUCGUUGAAUGGGAAUACUAACACGGGAUUGCCUGCGGCUGUCAAUGUUGCGUGUCAGGCCAUCACCACAACAGCACCCGGCAUGGCCAUACAAACUUCUUUGUUGAACAAUGGUCAGUCGCCCUCGUCUGUGGCUGUCAGUGCAACAUCGCACAUCAUUAAGGCAGAAGCGCCUAAAACAAUCAUACAGACAGCCCCUGGUGUUGUAACAAACCCAUCGUUCCAGAGCGCACCUAGGACUCCAACUCCGGUGACAGUGGCUGCCAACCCGGGAGCGAUCCGAGCCAUCGCGCCACAGGUGUUGGCCCCUCGGCUCCCCCAAACAUCCCCAAAUCAGCCCAACGUGCAGAACAUUCAGCUUCCCCCAGGAAUGGUCCUAGUGCGCAGUGAGAGUGGGCAGCUGUUGAUGAUCCACCAGCAGACCCUGGCUCAGAUGCAGGCCCAGUCUCAUUCCCAGGGAGCCAUGGCCCCGCGUCCUGCCACACCGACCAGUACUGCUCAAGUCCAGAUCACUUCAGUCCAGGCUCCGGGGACCCCCAUCCUCAGCAGGCAGUUGGCCCCCACCUCCACCACCAUCAUCAAGCAGGGCAUGUCGGUGCCAACUUGUGCCCCCAUCACCACCACACUCCAGAGGCCACCUGUCCUCCAGGUACAGAGUCCUGUGGUUGUGGGCGGGGCUGCUACAGUCACUUCCCUGGGGACAACACAAGCUGGAUCUACCCAGAGGACUGCCACUGCAUCACCCCGGACCACUGCCACCUUGGCAACGGAGACAAUGGAGAAUGUAAAGAAAUGCAAGAACUUCCUGUCUACAUUAAUCAAGCUGGCAUCCAGCGGGAAGCAGUCCGAGGAGACCGUCACUAAUGUUAAAGACCUGGUCAAAGAUCUCCUGGAGGGGAAGAUUGAAGCGGAGGACUUCACCAGCAGGUUAUACAGAGAGCUCAACUCCUCACCUCAGCCUUACCUUGUGCCUUUCCUCAAGAGGAGCCUCCCAGCACUGCGCAAGCUAACUCCUGACUCAGCACGGUUCAUUGAGCAGAGUGGGCUUCAGCAGCAGACCUCUGCUCCCACGCCCCAGACGGUGGUCUUGGGCAGCCCGCCCCCACGCCCCGCAGCCCCAUCAAUGAUACCAAACCUCCAACCGGUCAACAGCAAACAGGGCCAGCCCGCCUCACUGGUGCUCCAGCCUCAGCAGCAGGGGGCGAUGGUGAGGCCUCUUCAGAUGACUCCCAUGGUGACCCUCAGGGGUCAGCACCCCCAUAGCCGCAUCGUGCUGGGACAGCCACAGGUCAAACGGCUACCGAUGGUCCCAAUGGUCAAGCCAGGAGUGUUGUCUGGAUCCAAGUUGUCUUCUGGUGCUGCCUCUCCAGCCACUGCUGUUCAGCAGAACAAGCUAAAGGAAGCUGGGGGCACGUUCAGGGACGAUGACGACAUCAAUGACGUGGCGUCCAUGGCCGGAGUAAACCUGUCAGAGGAGAGUGCCCGUAUCCUGGCGACCAACUCUGAGCUGGUGGGAGCGGUGACCCGCUCCUGUAAGGACGAAGCCUUCCUCCAUGCAUCCGCGCUGACCAGGAGAAUACUGGAGAUGGGUAAGAAGUUUGGUGUGAGUGAUCUGGGGCCGGAGGUUGUGAGCUACGUCUCUCAUGCCACCCAGACAAGGCUAACCAACCUGCUGGAAAAGGUUUCUGAGGUGGCCCAGCAGAGGAACAUCAAUUUAAAGGAGGACAGUCGAUAUGAACAGACCAGCGACGUGCGUGCCCAGCUCAAGUUCUUUGAGCAGCUGGAUCAGAUGGAGAAACAGAGGAGGGAGGAGCAACAGAGAGAGAUUCUGAUGAAGGCAGCAAAGUCUCGUUCCCGACAAGAAGACCCUGAGCAGCUGCGGUUGAAACAGAAGGCCAAAGAGAUGCAGCAACAGGAGCUGUUUCAGUUGCGACAGAAGGAGGCUAAUCUGACGGCGUUGGCAGCCAUCGGCCCCAGGAAGAAGAGGAGAACAGAGGCCGCGGCUGCUGCAGCUGGAGCUGAGGGCUCAGGGUCCAGUCCCUCUGCAUCUGGCAGUGGUAGUUCAGGAGCCUCCAGACAGUUUGUCCGGCAGCGCAUCACGCGUGUCAAUCUCAGGGACCUGCUCUUCUGUCUGGAGAACGAGAGGGACACCAGUCACUCCCACCUCCUUUACAGAGGCUUCCUCAAAUAGACUGAGCGGAAAGCGGGGACGCUGUCCUCCACUACAGAGACCCCUCUAAAGACAGGGCUGUCAGUGGAAACAAAGGGCUCCACCCUCAAAUCGGACAGGAGGGACGGGACAUUGAUACAAUGAUGUCAAGAAUCUCCGGGCCACAGUGAACGAACCUUUUGGCUCCACUGGAAGGCUCUGGUCGUUCUGCCGUUCCUUAUCCAGGUCGAUGCCUGCUCCUUCUGCUCCUUCUGCUCCUUCACCCAGACCCCAGCUGGGACUCACGGACGGACUAGCAGUUUUUUUUUUUUUUAUUGACUUUGUUUUAGAGUCCCCUUUUAAUUAAGGCAUAAAGAGAUACAUAUACAUUAUAUUAUUAUACAUUUUAUCUGGAGAGCAGUUUUGUAGUGUGCAAAUGACCCAUUGUACAAAUGAAAAGUAAUUACAGUCAAUUUAUUUUGAAAGUGUUUGUUUAAAAAAAGAAAAGAAAAAAAGAAGAAAAAAAUAGAAAUCUGCAGCCUUUCUAGCGGUGGUUAUGAAUAUUAAUGAUCCUCAUUUUCUGAUGGCUGUUUUAUUGGCCUUUGAAUUAGUUUGAACACGUUCUGAUUAAUGCUUGUCAUUUACUGAGUUGCCUUCUUGAAAAAAGCCAUAUAAUUGUAUCUAAUCUUGAACAGCACAACAAUCUAGUGAUUCCUUCUGAAAUGUUUCCCUCUUUUGUUGGUAACUUCUUGGAUUCAAUGUCUUGUAUUUAUAUAUUGUUAUCAACUCAAAAAAAGCUUUUGAUUUAAUCUGCGUGUGUUGAAAUCAUCUCCAUUCUGCAUGGAUUAGGCGUGAACAUCUCUGUUGGAUGCAAACCACAGUCACAACAAUAUUCUGAUCUAAUUGUUUAAUACUUUCCUUACAGCAUUUUGGUCAUUUUUUAUUACUUGAAGUGAUAAAAUAUUGGAUUUCAGCAAUGGCAAAACUAUUCUAAAACUGAGAAAAACUUUUGGCACCACAGUAAGACUGGAGUCUGGCCUAUGGAAAUGAUCCUCCAGAGACAUCAUGCACAUAGGAACAUUUCAGAGAUUUCUUCUUAAGCACUGCAUGGGUUCUACAACAAUCUUUUUAAAUAAUAUAUUAGACAGAUUCAUUUUCUAUUCUAACCUCCACAAAAAGCUAACUUUGAAUUUUUUCCUAGUGAAAUGCUGAUUCUGAUGAUAUUUUCAGUGUGGUAUAUUGGGAACGUUAUGAUAUUUAAAGCUUUUUUCUCUGCUUAAUAAUCUAGGUUUCUGUUCCGAUGUUUUUCUCGACAGCCCUAGCUAGAGCUCUGUGGUAUACUUCCUCCAAUGCUUUGAUUUGAAAUGCAGACGUUUCUGUACCUAUUACUUUUCAUAUUUGUCUCUUACAGAGAAAAACAAAGGGGGGCCCGGAAGCACAGCAUGUGAACCUUAGUUCCUGUACAUUUUGCACACUUGUUCAUAUGUAAAUAUUUUACUUAAAGUUUUUAAAUGCAAUGGUUUUGUAUAGGAUUGAAAGAGAAUAAACUCCUUCAAUAAAAGUGAGAACAGAUCUUUUUGUUGAGCCAUUUUUCUAGUCCAAAUCACUAGUCACUGGUAGGGUUCCUAACCCAAGGGAAGUAGUUCCACUGCUUUCUCAUUCAACCUGUAUUUACUUACAUUCACCUGGUGUACCAGGUCUAAAUCAACCCCUGAUUAGAGGGCUCGACUGAAAACCACUGUACAUGGAGUAGAGAUAGCAAUAUAGAAUUAUGGCUUUCCAUGCAGCUCUAUUUAAUGAAAUGUCCUAACUGGCGUUUAGGUAAUCCUAUUCGUC